Messenger RNA from Fusarium vanettenii 77-13-4, 1485 nucleotides. RefSeq lists its product as uncharacterized. Gene Ontology annotation, molecular function: transmembrane transporter activity. Lineage: Eukaryota; Fungi; Ascomycota; Sordariomycetes; Hypocreales; Nectriaceae. Gene Ontology annotation, biological process: transmembrane transport. The record is from RefSeq and is a predicted model, not a curated record. The coding region runs from base 1 to 1485 and encodes 494 amino acids. Gene Ontology annotation, cellular component: membrane. The transcript has 5 exons.
AUGUCAAACAAGGAUGCUCUCGAAAUGACCACCUCGAAAGCCGUGUCUCAGCAGGACCGUGAAGCCGGCGAUGUCGAAAACCUCCAUUUGAGUGCGGAUGUGGCCGUCAAGUUUCCAGCAAACCUCGACCCUGCCAUCAAAGACGUCCCAAUUUCUGCUAAAGAAGCACGCAAGGUUCUCUGGAAGAUUGAUCUAAUCGUCCUACCCAUCAUAGCAGGAACUGUUGUUAUCUCCAAUGCAGCCAUCAUGGGCAUGAAACAUGACCUCAACCUCGUCGGUAACGAAUAUUCCUGGGUCGGAAGCAUCUUUUACUUUGGCUUUUUGAUCUUUGAGUAUCCGCAAGCCAUCUUGAUCCAGAGGUUGCCAGUGGCAAAACUAUUGGCUACUUGUAUUCUCUCCUGGGCUGUUCUCCUCUUUUGCAGUGCCGCAACACACAAUUUCGCUGGACUUGCUGCGGUUCGUUUCAUCUUUGGUUGUGCUGAGGCAGGGGCUUUUCCUACUGCGUCGAUCCUCACUGUUAUGUGGUACACGAAUCGGGAACAACCAGUCCGUGUGGCAAUCUGGUACAAUCAGUUCUCGUCGGUUUUCUCUGGCAUCAUCUCGUACGCAAUCUCGCAGACCCAUACACACUUGGCUCAAUGGCGCCUCCUCUUCAUCGUCCUCGGAGGCAUACCCGUUCUCUGGUCCGCCACCUGGCUAUCUCCCCGAGAACGAUAUAUCGCCAUCCGCCGAGUUCAGAAGAACAAGACCAGUAUCAAAGAUAAGAGAGUCAAGUGGUACCAGAUCAAGGAGCUCUUGGUCGACCCAAAGACAUACCUGCUUGCACUGUUUGCUUGUGCGCAGAACAUCCCCAACGGCGGACUCGUUACUUUUUCUUCCAUCAUUGUGUCUGGCCUUGGGUACUCGGUUCCCAUCACGACCUUGCUUGGUAUGCCAACUGGGGUUGUCGCGACGACUUGGCAAAUCAUUCUUGCAGUCUUUUGUGCCAAGCUCAAAAACAUGCGCUGCAUCAUUAUUGCCGUGGCUAACAUUGUCCCCAUGGUCUGUGCUAUCCUCAUGUGGCAGUUACCACGAGAUAAUCAGACAGGCCUUCUAGCUGCGUACUAUGUCUUUUACACUUACUGGGGCUCGUACGUCAUGUCCACAUCAGUCCCGAUGGCCAAUGUUUCCGGUCAUAUAAAAAAGGUCACUAUGAACGCGGUCUAUUUCUUUUCCUACUGUCUGGGCAAUAUCAUUGGACCUCAGGUUUUUCAGAGGAGUGACGCGCCCAACUACACUAAAGGAUACACUGGGCUCCUCAUCUGUCUGGUUGUUUCGGCAGUAUCCAUCUUGGUAUACGGACUUUUGUGCAGACGGGAGAAUAUUCGCAGGGAUAGGCUGCAUGGAGUCGUGCAUACUUCGGCCAUCACAGAGGAGGAGAAUGAGGCGUUUGCCUUGUCGGAUAUGACGGACAAGGAGAAGAGUGCAUUUCGGGACUCGUACUAA